This is a messenger RNA of Symbiodinium pilosum, 390 nucleotides long. The record is from the annotation of a GenBank genome assembly. NCBI's taxonomy places the organism in Eukaryota, Dinophyceae, Suessiales, Symbiodiniaceae.
AUGGCUUGCUUCACGUCAUGGCUGGCGACUCUGAUUGGCGUGCUCUACGUCAGCAUUGUUGUUGGAGUUCGUCCGGGUUCAGGCUUGAAUGCAACGGAAAACGCCAGCGGCCAAGCAGAGCGCACAACAGACUGUUGUUGCUACAAUCCCCCACGCGACAAGACCUUCAAGAACUAUGGCAGCCUCAAUGGUGACAACUGUCCCCUCUAUAAGCAUGGCUACCGUGCAUGCUUAAAGGGAAGCAACAACGGUCAGCCUUGUAGUGGCGGGUACAAGGACAAGAACGACUUGUUCUGCGACACUUACUCGGUGAUGGACUGCUUCAGCAAGUUGGUCCGCGGCAUUGCCUACAUCCCCUCAAGCAACAACAACAAUGGCUGGAAAUGGUGA